This is a messenger RNA of Sporisorium graminicola, 474 nucleotides long. RefSeq lists its product as uncharacterized. The transcript has 2 exons. Bases 1 to 474 code for a protein of 157 amino acids. The record is from RefSeq and is a predicted model, not a curated record. NCBI's taxonomy places the organism in Eukaryota, Fungi, Basidiomycota, Ustilaginomycetes, Ustilaginales, Ustilaginaceae.
AUGCAGAACAGGUUCACUCUUCAGUGCCUCGCACUCGCACUGCUGGCACUCUGUGUGGCCGUGUCGGCCCAGAACAGCGCUUCAUCAACACAAGCAGCUUCAAGCAGCAACGCGCCUGCAUCGAGUGGAAGUGCCACCGCAUCUCCGUCAGCGUCCGGCUCAGCAUCAGCUUCUGGGACCGGCUCGAGAAGCGGCAGCGCCAACAUCACCUCGACCGGCUCCUCCAACUCCUCUUCCAGCGCCUCGGCCACCAGCACCACUCCCACCACCUACCCGAUCGCAUCUGUACCGAGCACGGGCUACUUGGCCGGUACCGCAGCUGCUCCCGUUCCAGCGGGUGCUGCAGGUGCUUCAGAGACAACGGGUCCGAACGAUAGCCACGUCGUCAGUGCUGGAGAGAUGCUACGCGCCACGAUGCCUGCUGUAUCGGCGAGCAUUUUGGCGCUGGGCGUGGGUGUCUGGGUUGUGCUUUGA